UCAUCAAGACUGACGCGCGACAGUCAGAGACAUGGCCGCGAUCGUUGCUUCUACGCGUGUCUUAAUUUAUUGUCCUGAUAUAUCACUGAAAAAACUAAGCUCGGACGUUCCACGCUCGAGGACCAUAGAUUUGUAAAUAGAAGAGAAAAACAUAUAAUCGUAGUUGGCUAAACGGCUAGCCGACUUUUAUUUCGAUAAUACAGUCGCGGAGAUCGCAUACAACUUAAAAAAUGAACUACAAUCAUACUGGAGCACGGAGGGGUAAACCAAAGAGGGUCUUGGAUCCAUGGGCUGCUUUAUCUGUUCCUUCUUCAACUUCACAAAUGCCAUCAAGUGCUUAUAAUAUGUACAACCAGCAGGUACCUAUGAAUAAUGGCAUGUCACCAGAUUAUGGUUUCAAUAUGCCAGAUCAAGGUCCAUCAACUACUAGCACUCCUCCUUAUGGAUUUGUUCAACAGUCUACAAUGCCACCUGCAUACUCACCUGGCCCAUCAGGAACUGAUGAAUUCAACACAGGCCAAUUUACAACGCAAUUGUUGUCACAGCCUAUUGUGGCAAACAUGGCUAUGGAAUAUGGAAGUGCUGUUGCCAAUGUAGGAAAGCAACAGCUUGAAAAGUAUGUGCCAGUUACUGCUCUUCGAUACUACUUUGCUGUAGACACUGAUUACGUUAUGAUGAAACUUAUAUUGCUAUUUUUUCCAUUUACACAUAAAGAUUGGUCUAUUAGAUAUGAACAAGAUAGUCCUCUGCAGCCACGUUAUGAAAAGAAUGCACCAGAUAUGUACAUUCCCAUGAUGGCUUUUCUUACUUAUGUAGUAGUUGCUGGUCUUGCAUUGGGUACCCAAGAAAAGUUCACUCCAGAACAAUUAGGCAUAAUAGCUAGUUCUGCUCUUGCUUGGGGACUGAUUGAACUAUUUCUCCAUAUCAUAACUUUGUACAUUAUGAAUCUUGAGACAAGUUUGAAAUACUUAGAUUUACUGGCUUAUUGCAGUUACAAGUAUGUAGGAAUGAAUGCUGCACUGCUGGUAUCUUUGCUAUUCAAGAGGAUGGGCUUUUAUACAAUUUUUACAUACUAUAGUAUAUCUUUGUCAUUUUUCCUAAUUCGAUCUCUAAAGCUAAGAAUGAUACCCGAGGGACAUUCUUCUUACUCAGCUAGCGGGAACAAAAGAAGACUAUAUUUCAUCUUGUUCGUUGCUGGAAUCCAACCGAUUCUUAUGUGGUGGCUCUUGUACCAUCUUAUAUAAAAUCCUUAUUAGAUCAGUAUAUUUUCUCAAGUGCUUUAAAGGGUCAUUGGACGUCAUGUUGAAGUUAUAGCUACAAUUGCAUCGUGAAUAUUGGGAUGUUUUUGUGCAUUUUAUGAUAUAAAAAUUAAUUCCCGCGAAUGAAUAACCAAGCAACUCUAUUCUUUUGUGAAACAACUCUAAGCCACAGCGAUGCUAGGAAGAAAGUGUGUGGAAGUUCAAACUCAAAUAGAGUUUAAAUUUGUUUGUCAAGCUGGACAUAUAAAUGUAAAUUUCUUCCUUGACUAGCUUUAUGGUUAAAUCGCGUUAAGUCUACUGUAUAUCAUGUACGAUCUAAAUAACGAAUCUAAUCAAUAAGACAGCCGAAUAUUCUACAAUGUUUCUUUGAUAGAAAUAUUUUUUUCGUGUAAAAUAAUAUUUUCAGUAAAUACGGUUAAUUUUCAAGACGACUUAUUUUACGGAAUGCAAAAUUUUAAUCUAUGUUUUGAUACUUUCGGAAGCACGAUUUUCAGACCGUUAGUGUAAAUAACACGUAAGAAAAUUGUCAAGUUGGAUAAAAUCGUGUAUUUAUGUUUUCGGUAUCUUGUUUUUUCAUCAGGAUAUGUUUAUGAAUGAAAUGUAU
Molecule: messenger RNA, 1863 nt
Organism: Phymastichus coffea
Lineage: Eukaryota; Metazoa; Arthropoda; Insecta; Hymenoptera; Eulophidae
Gene: Yif1
Product: protein YIF1B-B
Exons: 4
Coding region: 231-1244 (337 amino acids)
Biological process (GO): endoplasmic reticulum to Golgi vesicle-mediated transport
Cellular component (GO): COPII-coated ER to Golgi transport vesicle; endoplasmic reticulum membrane; endoplasmic reticulum-Golgi intermediate compartment
Source: RefSeq, a predicted model, not a curated record